UCAGAUCAUGGGUCACCCCUAUUUGUCCCUCCUUCACUCUUCCUCCCUCCCUUUAUAGGCCCCACUUCUCCUUCUCCCUCCUCUGUUCUCCUCCUCCUCCAACGUUUUCUAAUCCCACCAUUUCCCUCCUCCAUGGACAAGACAGAAAGAGAGACUCAUGACUUCAUGAACGUAGAAUCCUUCUCCCAGCUCCCCUUCAUCCGCCCCCCACCUAAUAUCAAAGAAAGGAGCGGCAUCCGCCUUUUUGGCAUAGAUUUCAGCGGCGGCAGUGGUGGUGGUGACGUGGCAGCCACGGCAAGCAACGAGUCAGGGGAGAGUAAUGAAGAUGGAACCUUGAAGGAGAGCGACAACGCAGAAAAGUCACGGCGGUUUGAAUGCCACUACUGCUGCCGAAGCUUUCCAACUUCCCAAGCCUUAGGCGGACACCAGAACGCCCACAAACGGGAACGCCAGCAUGCCAAGCGAGCGCACCUUCAGUCUGCAAUGGUGCAUAACUCCCUCUCUGAUGCCCACAUCUACGGCUUCGUCAACUACAGGCUAAGCUCUGCCGCUGGGCCCGCUUCGAUGGCCACGACUUAUCCGUCAUGGAACAGCAACAUUAGUGCAAGCAACAGGUUUUACGGUCGCCACAGCUCAAAUAACUCUCAAACACCAAUCAACGGAAGUCCGUUAAGAGUAUGGCGAAUCCCCACCGUUCAAAGCAGCGGCAGUUUCAACCGUGACCGUUCCUCGCAUCCCAUGCCUUUGUUUGCUGGAGACGAACUGAAGCCGCCAGCGAUUGGUGGUUCCAGUUCUCAAAUUCGGUACGUCUACGACUCGAAGCCUAAGGAUCAAGUGAGCUUGGAUCUACAUCUGUAAUAAUUCGGUAACUUCGUUAUAUAGAGCUAAAAAUUCGAGAAUUUAAUUUCUUUAGCUGUUGUCUAUUCCCAAAAAAAGGGUAUUUCUGAGGAUCUCCUUCCUGCAAACCAAAGGAAAAAUAACACACUAAAAUGCUUUCAUCUCCUUUUUUUUAGUUUCUAAUUUCUUUACAAUUCAAAUAUGGGAUUUCCAAUUUCGAUGUCUCGAGCUCUAACAAUUAGGACAUCUCGAAACAAGAUAAAUUAUUGAUCUGUAU
Rubroshorea leprosula is the source of this 1114-nucleotide messenger RNA. The record is from the annotation of a GenBank genome assembly. NCBI's taxonomy places the organism in Eukaryota, Viridiplantae, Streptophyta, Magnoliopsida, Malvales, Dipterocarpaceae.